UGGCCCCUCCCACAGACACCAGAUGUGUUUAAGGAAAGGUAAAACAGUGAAGUGAAGUAUUUCUAAAAAUCUAACAGAAGGUACAAAGUGUAAGAAACAGUGAGAGGAGUGUUUUAAGAGACAGACGUGAAGAACAGGCGCUAUGAACUGGCUGGGGAUUUUUGUCAUGAUGGGCAUAUGCUCACAGGUUGCAGCCUUUACAGCAUCCAAAUUCUCAGCAUCAUCCAAGAGCAUGAUUUUCAGGUGGACCAAGGUCUCAGGAGCCACCUCGUACAAGAUUGAAGUCAAACUCAGCGGCACACAAGAUAUUAUUGCUUUUGCCUCGUUUGGUCCAAACACAGUGAUGGGCUCGGUCAACUCUCUGUCCCCGAACAAGUUGUAUCAAUUCACAAUUACUGCUUUGAACGAUCAAACUGCAUUGGAUGUAACGUCUGUAGAAACAUUAACAGCCCCUGAGAUGAUGGAUCCCAUCGUGACAGUGAAGUCAAAGGAUAGCAGGACCUUGAUAGCGGGGUUCAGGUUGAAGCCCGGGGCAUUAAAUUACAUUAUACGAGUCCAGAACACCAAUGGCUUCUACAGAGAAGACAGCGUUCCCACCACUCCUGCUGAGAUUAAGUACCUCACACCGUACACUGACUACUCGCUCAGCAUCAUGGCUGUGAAUACCGGAGGCCGCAGUCAGCCGUCUCUUCCUGUGACUGUAAAGACAGUUUUGCCUCCUCCUCAGUUCUCCGCCACCUCCUCCCCCAGCAAUGACAGCAUCACUGUAUCCUGGGACCCUGUUGCUCACGCUGUCCAGUACACCUUGUCCAUAUACAAGUUGGGCUCAGACAACAGCUUGUUGCACAACACCUCCAACACCAAUAUGACCAUCUCUGGCCUGGACGCUGGCUCUCUCUACAUCAUCAGGGGUUUCGCCUGGGACGUCGAGGGCCGGAAGGGAGAGGGCAGUUUGUACAUCAACCAAACAACACGACCUCCAACGCCAUCUAUUGUCAGUGUGUCUAUGGUGAUGAAUAAUACUGUGGCUGGACUCUCUGUGUCCUGGGAACUCGAUGCGAAUGUCUAUGGAUCCAUCCAGUACCAUGUGAUGAGUGACCAGAACCUCACGUGUAACUCCACAUCCAGCUCCUGCACUCUGUCACCAGUAGGCUGUGGAGAGGUCCACACUAUCCAGAUCACCGCUUCAAACGAGGCCGGGCCCAGCUACCCAUCUAUCCCCGAGGUGUUCAUCACCUACCCCUGCCCACCAGAGUCUUUGGCUGUUGUGGAGUCAUCAGAAGGAAACUGCACGCUGACGUGGGACACGGUGCCUCAUGCUGAAAGCUACUCAGCCUUCAUCAAGAGAGGUGACGGCGGCGAGGAGAUCUGCAACACCACAUGGAACAACUGCUCCUACAGCUGCAUGUGUGGGAACACAUACCUGAUGUCUGUGUUUGCGUUUAAUGAGGCUGGCAGCAGUCCUCAAGGAGAUGUUCUCAACUAUACCACCUUGCCUUGUUGUCCAGAGGAUGUAUCUGUCUCAGUGGUGAGCACUGACACUCUGGAGAUCACGUGGACCGCCUCGCGGGGGGCACAGCUGUACGAGACUCGGGCUGUGGACAGUUCAGAGGUCAUCAUUUGUAACGACACGUCACCGGUGUGCGCCCUGUCUGACCUCAGCUGCGACAGUUCCUACAGCGUGGUGGUGACACCCUGCAGUGAAUUUAGUGGAUGCAACCGUGCAUGCAAAGCUCACACCAAAGACACAGCUCCCUGCAUGCCGAUGAAUCUGAUGCUGAAUCCGAAAAACUCCUCCUGCGUCAGUGUCAGCUGGACAGCAAACAACAGGGCAGCUAAUUACACUGUGACUGCGUCUGGAGAUGAUGGUGUGCGCAACUGCAUCACCAGUGGAAAGAGCUGUGACAUCACUGACCUUCCCUGUGGCUCCACCUACGAAUUUAGAGUCAUAGCAACCAGCGCCGCCGGCCAGAGUUUACCCAGCUUCUCUGAGAGUCUGGAAACAGAGCCCUGUUGCCCACUGAGUCUAACAGUGGAUCAGGUGACUCAGGCGAUGACCAACGUCUCAUGGUCUCACGCCAAAGGGGCACAUACGUUCAUCACUUCUCUGACAUCAUUGCGUGGUCACGCCCGCUGCCACACACAGGACUCCCACUGCCUCAUGGGAUGCAUCACCUGUGAAACCAACUACACUGUCACCAUGGAGGCAUUCAGCCACAGCGGGCGAAGCUCCAACUGUACCUAUGAGGGCUUCUCAUCCAGCCCCUGCUGUCCAUCUGGUGUCAGGCUCUACCAGAUGGCCGGUAACUCUCUGCGGGUGUACUGGCGCAGCGGUGGCAGCAGCCACAGCUACAUCACAGAGAUGGUGGGCAGCAGCAACAACUACACCUGCACUGCUUCUCCUGGGCACAACAGCUGUGAUGUUGCCAAUUUACAAUGUGGGGAGUACAGUUUAGUGGUGGCUCCGCUCACACCAGAGGGCAGCAAAGCCCCGUUCUGCCCCCAGAGAAUGUACUCAGUCAUUUGCUCAGGGAGUAACAUUGGCACAGUGGUUUACAGAGGGAAGAGAAGUGUGGACUAGCAUAUAUAUCUCUUCUCCACAGAUACAACAAACACUUCCAUCUUCUUCAUCCUCUUCUUCCUCCUGCAUCAGCCCUGCUCUACUGAAAUGAAGCCAUGCUCAUAGCUACAUGGAAAAACAGCUGUUAACCAGAAAUAAACAUGCCAUGAUACAUAGGUGAUACCAUGAUGAAUAAUGAGAAAUAAAUGAGAAAUUAAAUGUUUUUGCCUUUAAACGAUGUUCAUGUAUCAUGGCCACGCAAAACCAUCACUGUGCGCUCAGCAAUCAUGAUCAAGCACUUAAAUAUGAAAAAAACAAUGGCGGGCAAUAAGUGCACAUGUUGUGUGCUGCUCAAAAUAUGUAUCAUGAGACAAAAAUCAUGGCAUUGGACUUCGUAAAUGUAAAAAAAACAGUAACGGCGAAACAGUAACAGAAGCCCCAACAGACAUUUUAAACAACUGACUGCCCUUUCACUUUAAGAAUUAUUAAUUGGAUCAAUUGACCAAAUAAAAACUAAUUUUGUAGCUCCAGCCCCAAGUAGGAAGCCUCUUGAUGAUAAGUGGCAGACACUGAUCUGUGCGUCUCAUCAUGUGUCACCCUCUAGCGUACAAUGACUACUGUGUGCUGCCACUUGCUCUCAGGAUGUGUUUAACGGUUGGAAUAUGUGUCACUGUGGUUGCGUAAACCUGACGCGUAUUUCAGUUAAUAAAGAAUUCCCAGCAUCA
Molecule: messenger RNA, 3285 nt
Organism: Dicentrarchus labrax (European seabass)
Lineage: Eukaryota; Metazoa; Chordata; Actinopteri; Moronidae
Product: fibronectin type III domain-containing protein 7-like
Exons: 14
Coding region: 143-2581 (812 amino acids)
Molecular function (GO): protein binding
Source: RefSeq, a predicted model, not a curated record